Messenger RNA from Paramacrobiotus metropolitanus, 2749 nucleotides. Its product is annotated as toll-like receptor 7. The coding region runs from base 223 to 2478 and encodes 751 amino acids. Gene Ontology annotation, molecular function: protein binding. The record is from RefSeq and is a predicted model, not a curated record. NCBI's taxonomy places the organism in Eukaryota, Metazoa, Tardigrada, Eutardigrada, Parachela, Macrobiotidae. The transcript has 4 exons.
CUCGAAAAUGGAAAACAAGCUACUACGGAUACAGAAGUGUUAUACGGAUACCGAGCGCCGUACUCUCGUGCCAUGCGCUUUCGCGAUAUGUAUUUGUAUCAUUAUGUUGGCUGCGUAAAUGACUGCGGUAGCGAGAAGCGUGUUAAAAAUGUAGACAGGUAUUUAACGCUAAUUGCCAGAUACUGGUUUUGAUGUUUUCUUCAGUACGCACAGUUCAUCUCCAUGUUCAUCCUGAUUGUAUGGUCCAUCCUGUCCAGCAUCGUCCGCUCCCAGUGCCCGACGUCUGACUCGGGGCGGUGCGCGGUGGAUUGCACGCGCGCGGCGAUUUACAACAUCGCCUGUGAGAACAUUAAUGGCGCAGACCUGUACAAGGAUCUCAAGGUGUACAACGGGGUUGACCAGCAGAUUUCGCUGUUUGUAUGGAAUUCCCCGCUCAGCCGGAUCGGCUAUACGAUCCUGCGGACGGUGCAGCUGGAUAGUCUGGAGUUGGAUAAUCUGCAGGAGUUGCGCUGGUUUCCGGAGUUGCGCGGGCAGAAAGAACUGCGCUUCCUGACGAUUAUGAACAGUCCCAAUGUCAAGGUGAUGCCGCUGGAACUACUGCCCGACAAGAUUGAACGUCUGACCCUGUUCCGCGUGGGCAUCAUCGCCUUCACCAACGACCUCGAAGAAGUCCCGCAACUGCCAGCCCUCACCUUCCUAGCCAUCCAGGAAUGCCGCAUCGAAUACAUCCAACCCGGCUUCUUUGACGUCUUCCCCAAUCUGUCCGAACUCGAGAUCAUCGGCUCGACGUUUGCCGCGGCGGAAUACUUCCCCAACAUGUUCCGUACCGUUAAACCAUUGCGGAAACUACGUUUUAGUCAGAGCCAGUACGCGGACAGCGCGGUUGGUGUGUUCCGCGAGCGGAUGCUGGAAGACAUUAUCCAGAAUACCGGCAUGGCGGAAGACGCGCAAGUGGAUGUGGCGGAUAAUAGUCUGAUGAUUACACUACGCGCUGCCAGUGCGCUGGAGAAUCUGCGCUCUGUAAAGAUAUUGUUCCUGCGGGGGAAUUCCUUCGGGAGCUUUGUCCUGUUAAUGGGGCGGUUUUUGGGUUUCAGUCGGCUGGAAGUUUUGGAUAUGAGUAACACACAUCUCUUCACAAGCACGGGAGCUUUUGCCGGAUUGAAAAACCUAAAAACCCUCAAGAUAGCCAGCAACAAUCUGCGCGAUCUAACGGUAAUCAACAUAUUCAAAGACUGCCAAGCGAAUCUCCGCCAUCUUGACCUUUCCGACAACGCGCUGAUGUAUCUACCGAUCGGCAUGGAAGCCGUCUCCCGCGAGCUAACAGAACUCGUACUAAACAAAAACAUACUGCGACUCCGUGACAUCGUUGAAGGCCGCGCUGUCCACAACAUGACAACAUUCAGCGCGCUCCCGAAACUGGAAUUCCUCGACAUCUCUGAGAACAAUCUGGGCAUUUUCCAAGGUACUUGGUUAUCCCGUUUGAAAACGCUACUUCACCUGAACAUCGCCUGCAACAGUUUCCAAAAAAUCACCAAAGAUUUCUUUAAGGAUUUGCCAGCAACACUGCAGGUACUGAACAUGACGUUUUGCGUGCAGCAGCCAAUCAACGCGCCGCGUUUUGACGACGAUGCGUUUAUCACGCUUCCCGCGAUUAAAACGUUGAUUCUCCGUGAAGGGUUUUUACGAGAAGGGAUUUUCAACAUACUACGUUCACUCCGCAUCGAAACACUGGAGACUCUGGAUCUGGAUUACAAUUCCAUUUCCAACAUCCCGGGUGAUCUUAACCAACUAUCAUCACUGGCAUCGUUACAGACAUUAAAACUAAAAGCCAAUAAAUUACAGUCUAUUGGGCCAAAAGCCUUGGCGUUCUUCACGGCGCUGCGGGAAUUGAAUUUAGCACGGAAUCAUAUCAUUUCCAUCGGGAAGGACGAUUUCGCCGGGCUCGAUAAUUUAAGGACCCUGAGUAUCGCCGGUAACAACAUUAUCGAAUUUGAAGCCGGUGCAUUGGCGCCGCUGAUCAGUUUGCAGGAACUGUACAUGGGCGAGAACAACGAUACGGAUUUGUUGCGAAUGUUUCCACUCGAUUCGGAGAUCGGGAAGAAUCUCAUCCAUCUAAGCCUGCAUGAUAUCCCGUUGAAGUGUGUUCCGGGUGGGUUGAUUAAGCAGUUGAAGCGGUUGAAAUGGCUGUAUUUGGAUGCGUCGCGGGCGGUGAAUUUUCAGUUUACGUCGUUCCGCGGGAUUUCCGAGACGUUCAAUGUCCGGUAUCCGUUCAAGUUGUUUGGGUUCGAUGUGCCGACGGUGGAGGAUAUCGGGUGUCAGACGUACCAGAGCUGGGAUACGGUUUAUAAUGAAUCAGUGAGGUUUGUGGUGCAAGACCGAUCCAACCUCGUCCCACAGCACAUGAUCGUUAACAUACCCACCUGUCAUGUGGAGAAACCCAGAAAUCUCAAAGCCGUUACAGACAACCUAGUCUGCUGAAUCCCUGACCAGUCGCGGCAUUCAAACUUAUGCCUACACUACAGAGUACUCUGUAUUAGCUCAGCACAAAAUCAUCCAAACAUGACCGCAUUAGUCAGAAAAUAAUAAUAAUAAUAAUACAAUGGCGAGAAUAAUAAUGUGCUUUACUACUUAAUUCCGGACUGAUAGGCUGGUUGUACGAACAUCUGCCGAGUAGAAUUAAGUAAGCAGUGGGUUUCCGUUGCAGUAAACAAUUGGAUUGACGUAAAAUUAAUACUCUUACUGAUGCAUA